Messenger RNA from Solanum pennellii, 1051 nucleotides. Its product is annotated as late embryogenesis abundant protein 31-like. NCBI's taxonomy places the organism in Eukaryota, Viridiplantae, Streptophyta, Magnoliopsida, Solanales, Solanaceae. The transcript is spliced from 3 exons. Bases 81 to 836 code for a protein of 251 amino acids. The record is from RefSeq and is a predicted model, not a curated record.
CUUCAUCACCUUAAUUUAACUUGCGUUUAUCCUUCCUCUUCGAUGUUUGUAAAAAUAUAUAUAAAAUUUGUUAAAAGAAGAUGAGGAUGAGUAAUAAUGAAGAUAAACCCAUAACAUAUGGGGACGUGUUUUUGGUGUCAAGUGAACUUAGUUCAGAAAUUAUAGCACCAGAAGAUGCAUCAAUAAUGCAAUCAGUAGAGAGUCUAGCCCUGGGUCAUGUUCCGCGAGGCGGCCCUGCAUCACUCAUGCAGUCAGCCGCCUCACAGAAUGAGCGUAUUGGUGUUGUAGCUACUAAUGAUUUCGCCACAGAACAUUGCGUUACUGUUUCUCAAGUUGAAGUUGGGGGUACUCUUGUUGUUUCUGAGUCCGUAGGUGGAGAGGUAGUUGCACAGUAUAUUUAUCCAUCAGAAGCAGCAGAUGAAGAGAGAUCAACACGAUAUCCUACGACAGGAGUUCAAGAGGAUGCAGUUACGGUAGGUGAAGCACUAGAGGCUGUGGCACUUAAGCCUGAAGGGAACAAACCAAUUGAACACAGCGAUGCUGCAGCAAUACAAGCUGCAGAAGCAAGAGCUACUGGACGAAGUGAAGUAGUGCCAGGAGGCGUAGGAGCGGAAGCUCAAUGUGCUGCUUCCAUAAAUGCUCAAACGGAUGACAAGACCACACUCAGAGAUGUGCUAAAAGAUGCAACGAGCAAGCUUAUAGAAGAUAAAGCAGCGAAGAGGGAAGAUGCAGAAGGCGUGGUGGGUGCUGAAAUAAGAAAUACGCUCGACUUGGCUAUACAUCCGGGAGGUGUAGCAGCCUCCAUCACCAUAGCAUCUGAUCUCAACAAAUUCUAAUGAAUGUUUUGGUUUUGGUUUUUGUCUAGGUAGUUGAGUGCAGUGACACGGAUUCAGGACCUUUUCGGAAUUUUGAAUCCUCUAAAUUACUAGUCAACCUUUAGUCUUGUAUUAAAGAGAUUAAAAAAAUUAACUUAAUUUUUUUUUCGAGGGGGUUUUGAUGAAUAAUCUGACAACCUUCUAAAUCCGCCCUUGGUUGAGUGUACAUAUAUACA